AUGACGUUGCCCAGUCUUAGAGAGGCGGCUCAGAAAGACAUUGCUGAGGUCGGCCACCCCGCCAGCCACGGAAAGACCCGCCACGCUGGACGCUGUGCUGUUCGCAGCUACGGCCACCAGGCGGCGCACGUGUCCAAAUACAGUUGCUGCUUCGGGCGGGAAGGGUCCCCAGCUCCCAGGGUCUGCUGCAAGGAAUGGUACUUCCUGGCCUUGGACUCCAUUUUCCUCUGCAUCUACGUAUUGGAAGCUCUGCUCAAGAUCAUUUCCCUGGGCUUCGGUUAUUUUUGUGACUCCUGGAACAAUCUAGACUUCUUCAUCAUGGUCGUGGCUGUGCUGGACUUUGUUCUCAUGCAGCUCCAUUCCGUCUCCAUCUACCACAAAAGCCUCUUCCGCAUCCUCAAGGUCUUCAAGAGCAUGCGGGCCCUGAGGGCCAUCCGAGUUCUACAGAGGCUCAGCUUCCUGACCAGCCUCCAUGAAGUGACAGGGACCCUGGGCCGAUCCUUGCCGUCCAUCGCGUCCAUCCUCAUCCUCAUGUUUACCUGUCUCUUCCUCUUCUCCGUGGUUCUCCGGGCACUGUUCCGAAGAUCAGACCCCAAGCACUUCCAGAACAUUUUCACCACCAUCUUCACCCUCUUCACUAUGCUUACCCUGGAUGACUGGUCCCUCAUCUACACGGACAGCCGGGCCCAGGGAGCCUGGUACAUCAUUCCCAUUCUCAUGAUUUACAUCGUCAUCCAGUACUUCAUCUUCCUCAACCUGGUGAUCGCUGUCCUGGUGGAUAACUUCCAGAUGGCACUGAUCAAAGGCCUAGAGAAAGUGAAGCAGGAGAGGGCCGCCCGCGUCCAUGAGAAGCUUCUGGAUGACUCGCUGACGGAGCUCAGCCAGGAAGACCCUGAAGAGAUCAUGAGUGAUACCACUAUGCAAAAGCAGCUCAUUGAGAGAAAGUUUGGGGCCAUGACUGAGAAGCAGCAGGAGCAGCUGUUCCACUUCCUGCAGCUGGUGGCCGCGGUGGAGCAUCAGCAACAGAAGUUCCGCUCCCAGGCGUCGGUCAUCGAUGAGAUUGUGGACACUGCAUUCGAGGCUGGGGAAGAGGACUUCAGGAAGUGACCCCUGGAGAGGGACACCAGAGAGACUUCAGCGUCUGACAAGCUGUCCACGGGGGUGGGUUGGGACAAGUCCCCACAUCUGCUGGAGUGAUUGUCCUGGCCCUGCAAGGUUGGGGCCCCAAGAGAGUUUUAAAACCCCA
Molecule: messenger RNA, 1246 nt
Organism: Galeopterus variegatus (Sunda flying lemur)
Lineage: Eukaryota; Metazoa; Chordata; Mammalia; Dermoptera; Cynocephalidae
Gene: CATSPER1
Product: cation channel, sperm associated 1
Exons: 11
Coding region: 1-1107 (368 amino acids)
Biological process (GO): spermatogenesis; transmembrane transport; flagellated sperm motility
Cellular component (GO): membrane; CatSper complex
Molecular function (GO): calcium-activated cation channel activity; voltage-gated calcium channel activity
Source: RefSeq, a predicted model, not a curated record